Messenger RNA from Trypanosoma conorhini, 2292 nucleotides. Its product is annotated as transporter protein. Gene Ontology annotation, cellular component: membrane. Gene Ontology annotation, biological process: transmembrane transport. Gene Ontology annotation, molecular function: transmembrane transporter activity. The transcript has a single exon. The coding region runs from base 1 to 2292 and encodes 763 amino acids. The record is from RefSeq and is a predicted model, not a curated record. Lineage: Eukaryota; Euglenozoa; Kinetoplastea; Trypanosomatida; Trypanosomatidae.
AUGCAAAAUAAGAGGGAUUCUAGUAACAUGUUGGCUACCGCGCGGGAUACCAUGGCGAAAGGUGAGCUUGCCACAAAGACGCCAGAGCUUAGCAUCAACCCGCAGGACCCGCUUGACGUUGAUCUUCCCAUCAGCGUCUCUUUGCUGAGGCGUAAUUUGCUGCUCUUCACUGUACUCAAGACUAUUGGGUCGUUUGACUCGGGGGCAUUUAGCGCGGCACUUGGGGCGGAGAAUGGGAUUGCGGAGGAGUGGGGCCUCGGCACCGUGCGUCAGGGGACACUCACUUCGAGUGUCUUUCUUGGCAACAUCCUUGGCUGCCCACUGUCAGGACAUCUUUUUUCUCACCACAGCGCAAAACGGGUGUUGGUGGGCUCGCUUAUAUUGCACACGGCAUUUACUUUUCUAUUUGCGACACUGACAAAUUACGGAUUUGCCCUGCUUUGUCGGUUUCUUAUUGGCAUCACCUUAUCGUUUGUCAUUGUAUAUGCACCCGUGUGGGUGGACAUAUUUGCCCCGCAUGAUCGUCAGUCGGUUUGGAUGGCCUCACACAAUGCUGGAGUGCCGCUUGGCAUUAUGCUUGGCUACACCUGUGGCGCGUUUUUGCCAUCCUACACCAAUAUUCAUUGGGAAUGGGCAUUUUAUAUCAAAUGCAUCCUCACAAUACCGGCCGUGGCAUAUCUGUUGCGCGUCGACUCCCGCUCGAUUGAUCGACCUAGCAGAAAUAGAUCGGAAUCUGCUUCCACAGUCGCUGCAGCCGCUGCAUCAGACGUGAGUGCAGCUGAGCGAGUCUUGAAUGUUCUUCAUGCGAACAUGCGAUUAAUUUGGACCUCCUGCGUACCCUUGUUUCGUAAUAUAGAAUAUAUGUGUAGUACGCUUGCCAUGUGCUCGUUGUACUUUGUUGUGACUGGGCUGCAGAACUUCGUGACGCAGUACCUUCGUGAAGAGCCAUUUAAUGCAUCCAUGAAAACCAUCAUGUUGGGGUUUGGGGGUGCUGUCGUCACCGCCCCUGUUAUUGGCGUUAUCGUGGGUGGCGUCCUGCUUGAUCGCAUUGGUGGCUACCAAAGAAACCUACGACGUGUGACCGCGUUCGUCCUUGUGUGGGGUGCUGCCGCAGCCUUCUUCAGUAUCCUUUGUAUUUUCGUCACCGAAACGACGACGUUUUUGUUCGUGAUUUCUAUUGUGCUGUUUUGUGGUGGCGCCAUCAUUCCCCCGGGGAGCGGGACGGUGGUGACGUCUGUGCCUGAGCGCCUCCGCCCCGCCGGUGCCGCCUUCUCGCAGAUGAUGUAUAACCUGCUGGGCAACUUCAGCGGGCCGAUGGUCUGCGGCUACGUGGCCCAGUGGACGGGGCAACUCAAGUAUGGCAUCUACACCGUCCUCUCCUGCAGUGCUGUGGGUCUUGUCCCGAUGCUGGUGCUGAUGCGCAAGGUGUGGAGCACGCCCGAGGCGCCACCCAUGUCGUCAGCGUCCGUGCGUAGCCGACAACGCCACCCACAGAAGACGGCUGCGAAGGAUGCGUGGUCGAUGUCAGCUGCUGCAAAUGGCGCGGAGAUGAUGCGGCACGAGUCGUCGCGCCUCGAGCGCCCAGACGAUGAGACUUUGCAGGUCGAUGGGGAGACCACCACACAGGGUGGCAGCGCCAUGUCCACCCCGAACAUCACUGCCGGCUUUACGCUACCUGCGGCGUCAUCGUCGCAGUUGUUUUUGCAGUCAAAGAAGAAGUUGCCGAAUGCUACAAAACAGGGGGCGGUGCCUGUUUUGGUGGUUCACAAUGGGCUCGGCGCGUCGCAGGAAAAACAGCAACAGGAGCAAUGGGAGCAACCGCCGCCAUCCGUCGGGUUUUCGGCGGAUGGGACGCCGGAGAUUAUUCAUAUACUCGGUGGAACUGAAGAGCAGGCGCGGGUGGCCGGACGACCCAGCAGCGGAGGAACUGCGGCCAUGAAUGGAGCUGUUGAGCCUGCCCUGCAGGAAAGGGAUGCGAUGGGGGGCAGCACGGACGGAAACGAUGAAUUCGACUUGGCGCUGGAGGCCGACGCCGCGCAGAUGAUGUCCUUCCCCAAUCACCAUAGCCUUGGGCUGGACAUUUUGCGCUCCUUUCUUAGCAGCGCGUCGCGUCGGCACUCGUCGUCACGGGGUGGCAGUCCCAACCCCACGACGUCGGCUCUAGAGCAAUUGGAGGAGGUUGAGGUGGACAGUCUCGUUGACGCGCACCGUAGCCUGAGUGACCUCCAUGUGCCCAGUCGAAGCCACACGCCAGCCGCGUUGACGAAAGGCCCACCGCCGCAACCGCAUUAG